CCUGGAGCUCCUCUGUUGGAACGAAGGACCUUUAAACCGUCACCAUUACAACAGGAAGCGGACAAGCUUGACUUCAUAAACUGACCCUUUCUUAACCAGUCUCAUUCCAGGAGACUCUAAUAAGCUGUAAACCAAGAUGCCUCUGAACGACGAGCGGCCGUCCUCCACUUCCAGCAGCGACGGGGAGUCGUCGUCGGAGCGCUGCGACAGCGCCACGUCGGCCAGCGACAUGGACUGCUCCCGCGAGAGCUUCACCAGCGAGGGCUCCAGCAAGCACUGCACGCCCUCCUCGAGCCCGCCUAAAACGCUCACCCUGGACGAGGUGAUGGGCUCCGCGAGGGACCUCUCCAACCUCAGCUUGUUCCACGAGAUCGUCGUGAACCGCAACUUCCAACUGGAGCCGCACAGACUACCCGAAGACAGCUUAUGGAAGAUGGUGCGCGACAAUGUCCACAAGGCCUUCUGGGACGUCCUGGAGUCUGAGCUGAACGACGACCCGCCAGAGUACCAGCAAGCCAUCAGACUGCUGCAGGAGAUCCGAGAGAUCUUACUGUCCUUCCUCAACCCGGGCGCCAAUCGCAUGCGGAGCCAGAUCGCGGAGGUGCUGGACAUAGACCUGAUCCGGCAGCAGGUGGACAACGAGGCGGUGGACAUAGCGGGCUUGGCCUCCUACGUCAUCACGGUGAUGGGCAAGCUGUGUGCCCCAGUCAGGGACGAGGAGAUCAAGAAGCUGCGGGAGAGCACGGACAACAUCGUGGCGCUGUUCAGGGAGAUCUUCCGCGUGCUGGACCUGAUGAAGGCCGACAUGGUCAACUUCACCAUUGACAACAUGAGGCCCGUGAUGCAGAAGCAGAGCAUCGAAUACGAGAGGGCCAAGUUCCAGAGCAUCCUGGACAAGACGCCUGGUGCUUUGGACAACACCACCGCCUGGAUCAAAAUGUCUCUUGAGGAGCUGCUCACACAGGAGACAAGCAGGCGAAGUAAAGGACAGCAAUGGGUGCCUGGACCCUUCCAGGUCCUCAAUGUGGCCUUCCUCCGCAUGCUCUCAUGGGACUCCAGCAAGCACCCGCUCCCGGAGACCUGGAUGACUGAUGAGACGCGUCUGCGAGAGGUGCAGGGCCAGCUGAGGCAGUGCCAGGCAGUCAACCAGGUGCUGCUCAUCAUCUUCAGCACCAUCGGGGGCCCCAUCCAGGGUCUGUCGCCCUUGUCAGAGCGCCUCAAGAGAAUGACAAGUGUGCUGCUGGACGACAUGCAUAACCCGAAUUUCAGCCUAGAGGAGGCACUGGUGGGUGUCAGCGCUCAGAUCUGCAACGAGCUGAACAAGUCGUUGGCAGAGAGGAACUACCCGACGCUGACCCCGGCGCUCCAGGCCACCCUCACGGGACAGAUCUGCAGCAUCGCCCACAAGGACAACCCCAUCCGCACACUAGUUGAGGACCGCGUCCAGCAGUACUUCACGGCGCUCAUCUGUGACCCGAAACCCCAAGCCAGACUUGAACAAACACCAGCCGGCCUGUACGCCAUCCGCACUGAGCUAGCAUCGCUGGCGGCCAAGUUUGUCUCCCUGGUCCACUACAACAAGGCCGUCUAUGGACCUUUUUAUGCCGACAUCAUCAGGAAGCUGAUGUUCAACAGGAGCCCGCCAGCGGCUUCUCCCCCUCAGGACUCUGCUCAGAACUCUGCUCAGGACCCCGUUACCUCCAACUGAACCUCGUCACCGUGCAGCCUGUUUUUGUCCUUUUACUAGUCACGCCAGAAUAGCAAACUGGACUUCCGUCCUUUCCGCUACCUGCAAGAACACUACCAAUUUAGCAGUGGGAGGAACUGCAGUGUUACGAUAAUCUGUUUUCUUUAGUUUUUUAAACUACUAUACUAACAUGUGAUGGUAAAAGGGCAGGGGUUUGCUACAUUUCUUACAUGCAAAUGUAUGUCGGAGAUCCAGCAAGAACAUUGCUACACAGCAGCGUUUCAGAUUCUUUAUGUACAACACAUUCUGACUAUUUAAGGUUUUAUAUAGUAAGUCUGAUCUAGAGGCACAACGGAAGCUGACACUUUUGAGAAAUACUAUAAACCAACAGCACUCUCCUCAUGGAAUACAUAUUUGAAUAGCUCUUCCUUUAGCUUCUUAAAUGAGCUAUUUUUAAACUAUGUUAGGGAUUUCUAAAACAUGUUUUGUCUGCAUGAAUGCAUUUUAUCAUUUUUGCUUGUGUAAUUGCAGAACUGUCUGACAGAUGUUAUGCCGUCUUAUUCAGAUUGUGUCAUACGGAUUUGGUGUGACUGGUUCGAUUUUUGCGAUACCUGAUGUUACGUUACUGUAGCUGUUACAGUAUUUCUGCAGUGGCUGAGAGAACCAAAAGGUGCUGAACGCUGAGGGAUCCUGUGUUAAAUGUGGAUUCAAAGAUGCACAAAGAAAAAAAAUUAUUUACCUUAACUGAAGUUUACAUAAAUAUGUGGGAAGUUGUUUUAUUCUGUACUGCAGUUAAUAUAAUAAAAGUUAAAAGGAUACAAAAU
This is a messenger RNA of Dunckerocampus dactyliophorus (ringed pipefish), 2511 nucleotides long. It is a transcript of the gene tcp11l2, whose product is annotated as t-complex 11, testis-specific-like 2. The transcript is spliced from 10 exons. NCBI's taxonomy places the organism in Eukaryota, Metazoa, Chordata, Actinopteri, Syngnathiformes, Syngnathidae. The coding region runs from base 137 to 1708 and encodes 523 amino acids. Gene Ontology annotation, biological process: signal transduction. The record is from RefSeq and is a predicted model, not a curated record.